Naegleria fowleri is the source of this 2286-nucleotide messenger RNA. RefSeq lists its product as uncharacterized. The transcript has 3 exons. Gene Ontology annotation, molecular function: protein binding. NCBI's taxonomy places the organism in Eukaryota, Heterolobosea, Eutetramitea, Acrasida, Naegleriidae. Bases 1 to 2286 code for a protein of 761 amino acids. The record is from RefSeq and is a predicted model, not a curated record.
AUGAUUUCAUUGUUGGAAGAAGAAAAGGAAAAGAAAUUUUCAUCGUCGGGAGAAGACGAAAGUACUGUUGGAUUGGAUGCGAACGGAUCUCAAGGCUCUUCUUCAUCACUGCUACAAUCAACAACCACUACUACUACUACUUCGUUAAAUGAUACCAACAAUAAUAAUGGAUCGUCAUCAUCAGCCACUGAUCUCACCAAUAAUAAUAAUAAUAAUAAUAACGAUGGUGAUGCCAGUCCUGGUGGAUCGGAUACCACCAUGACCCUUGAUCAAUUAUUCCCUAGUGGUAAUAGCUCUUCGGGUUUGAAUAGUACCACUACAACAAAGAAAAAGAAGAAGAGAGGACAACAUUCAAAUUUAUUUGCCCUGACUGUAGCUCCGAAUUAUGACAAGUCGUUGGAAAAGUAUAAACCACUGAUUCAAGUGGAUCCAUCACUGGAACUCUUCUCUAAAUACAAAUCACAGUCUGUAGCUGAUGAUUCAUCUAACAAUGGCACAACUGACACGACUUCAACAGGAGUGCUUUCAACCGACACUGCAAACACCACUCUGUCCAAAAACAUGAUUCCUUUAGAGAUAGUGGAGCAAGCGAAAGUAAUUCCAGGAUUGUUUUUGGAAGGAUUUUUAGAGUAUUAUCAAUCGGGGCUGUUCACUGAUGCAACAGUGAUUUGUUGUUCCAAAGAGUAUCGUGUUCACAAGUUGAUUGUUUGCUAUAGAUCCGGAUACUUUAGACGAGUUUUCUCCACAGACCCCACUGUUCAAGUCCAUACCAUUGAUGAUAAGGCACCAAGCAUGGAUUUGUGCAAUCUGGAUGAAGUAUUUCCCUUUGUGAUUGACUUUCUUUACACUGGAAAGAUCGAAAUAACACAAUUCAAUGUUGUGUCUCUAAAGUUAAUAGCUAACCUAUUGGAUAUUUCUCCACUAAAAUGUGAGGUUGAAAACUUUUUAGUCGCAUAUGUGAACGAGGAAAAUGUUUUUGAUAUUUUGAAUUCUGCCAUUCAGUCCAAUGACAGUGCUAUCAAGAACAUUUGUGUUGAUUCCAUUGCAUUUCAUUUUGAUACUUUAUAUGGCAAAUUUGUAGAUAAGGUGUUCAAAACCUCCUGUGAUGACACCUCCCAAAAAAUUCCUCUGGAUAUUUUCUUCGCAGUUAUUGGAAACAAAAACAUGAAGAGCAAUGUCAACGAGUUAAGAGUUAAGAUUGUGUCAAACAUUGUUGAGCAGUUUAUUAAGGAAUUUAACGCCAUGGAGAAUAUUGAAUUAUUCAAACAAAUGAUUAAUGCGGCCACAGAGUCAAAAUCUCUCGACCUGAAUUUAGCCAUCAAGUAUUUGAAGUAUUGCGACACUCGCGGAGAAGAGUUACACGAACAAUCGGUACGAUGCUCUCAGUCACUUGCAUUUAACUUCCAUUUCCUGCUUACUUCUCCAUCUUCCAAUAUUAUUUAUGAAAUUUUACCUUCUUCUUUCGUAGAGUUACUGAAGUACGAUGAGCUUUAUAUUAAGGACGAAGAUCAAGUCUAUGAUAUUGCAUGCAAGUAUGUCGAACACAACAAGGACACACUCACAGAGGACCAAAAGAAGGAAAUUUUCAAAUGUGUUCGUUACACUUAUUUGAGCGUUCAACUUUUGACAAAACUCAAACAAGACCCACUAUUCAUUUCCAAAGAAGAUAUUUUGGAGGCUCUAUGGGCCAGAGUUGGAAGACUGGAGGGAAAGAAAGUCGAUGAAAGCAUUUACAGUCUCAGACCAAGAAAAAAUCGUGUAUUUAUUUAUGAGAAAGAUUUUGAUACGAACGGAAUUUUGUACUGGCUUGGUUGUAAUUACAACCAAGAGACAUAUAUGAAUCCAAUCGAUAGAGGAUUGGUGACAGUGAGUGUGACUGCUAAUUACGAAGUCGGUAAAGCGCAAGAUUUAAUUAGUCACGAACCAGCAAAAUGUAAUCUUGUGGGAAAGGCCAACACUCAAAUUAACAUCAAGUUUGAAACUCUCAAAAUUAUGCCUACGAAAUACACUCUGAGACAUACCAUGUCAAGAGAUGGAGAGGCUUUAAGAUAUUGGACCCUCAGUGCAAGUGUUGAUGGUGUCACAUAUGUGGACCUCAUUGUGCACAACAAUGACACAACGUUAAAUCUAAAAGGCUCUACUGGAUCUUGGGACAUUGAAGCCAAUGGCAAUUAUUACCAAUAUUUCAGAAUUACUCAAACUGGAAACAAUUCUUCCAACAACAAUUAUCUUUCGAUGGCUGGAUUGGAAAUGUAUGGUUUAGUUCACCGCAUUUGCGAGGAAUAA